Molecule: messenger RNA, 1317 nt
Organism: Aspergillus nidulans FGSC A4
Lineage: Eukaryota; Fungi; Ascomycota; Eurotiomycetes; Eurotiales; Aspergillaceae
Product: protein ngn15
Exons: 2
Coding region: 1-1101 (366 amino acids)
Molecular function (GO): acyltransferase activity, transferring groups other than amino-acyl groups; acyltransferase activity; acetyltransferase activity
Source: RefSeq, a predicted model, not a curated record
AUGUCCCGGCCUCAGAACCCCUCACCUUCCCAACUUCCAAUAGAGGUAACAUUAAGCCCGUUCGAUGUCCAAGAUCUGCCUUCAAUAUCCCAAAUUUGGGACUCCGCUUUGCCCCAAUAUUCUCUACCGCCAGAUGCCCUCGCCAAAAUCAUUCCACAGCCAAACGCACACCACUUUGUCGCCAAGGCUGAUGGCAGGGCUAUUGGGUUCUGCCUGUCUUACCAAUCCAAACACUUAGCGCAAAAACCGGCAAAUGCCACAAAAGGCUAUAUUGCCGUUCUUGCUGUGCGCCCGGAGUAUCAGCGGAGAGGUGUUGGAACGGCUUUGUUGAGGGAGGCUAUUGCUUGGUUUAAGAAUGAGUUUGAACCUUGCUGCAUCGAGGUCGGGAGCGCAUUCCCCAGGUUUUGGCCUGGUGUUCCGGUUAUGGACCCAUUGCGAAACUCUAGUUUUCCCAAAGGCAUAGCAUCGACCGAGGACCAGGAUAGACAUGAGGACAAAAUAUCCUCGAGUUCAGUGCUGGAUUUCUUCAUCAGCCGCGGGUUCCGGAUGCGUCCUGAUCCGCCGCGUUCGGUGGAUCUGUAUCGAGAUAUCCGCACUUUCAGCCUUACUGAAAUGGGGCACGAUCGUGAUUAUGGGCAACGGGCUCGUGAGGCAGGGUAUACAUUCUCCCCGCUUCAGGAAGCCGGGUAUGACGAAUGUCUAGCUGGUCAGAGCAGGAACUUUGCGGACAAUCCGGACUGGGUCGACAUCUACCGUAAACUAAACCCGGUCUCUCACCCGUACUCUAUCAUGACGGCCUUCGAUGCCAAUGGUGCCCAAGCCGGCUGGACACUAAUGCUUCCGCCCUCAUCGAGUAUCUUGCAGUCCAACUGGGUUAUGCCCUCUGUUUGUGGUCCAAAUACAGGCCUGAUAGGCUGCGUUGGUAUUGACAAAGGCCAUCGCAAGUCGGGCGUGGGAAUUGCACUCGUGGCACACGCGUUACAAGAUAUGAAGAGUCGAGGGAUCGAGGGCGUUUUUGUGGAUUGGGUCAGUGUUGAAGGAUUUUACGAGAAAGUCGGUUUUCAUAUCUGGGCCCGUUACCGGACGGGCGAAAUUGGCUAGACUCUUCAUCAGUCUAUCCAAGCUCCCAUACACGGGCACCAUAUCAAGUUAUAAUGCAUAACACGCAUACUGCUUAACACUCGCGCAAGAACAAAGAUGCAUGCCGUCAUUACUAACAAACAUAGAGUGCUGGUGAGAGUAUCAAACCUAUAUCCCAUCUAUUUCAGAGGCGUACUUACCUGGCGCUUGCUUAGUGAUAAUGAAUUUAUGUUUUCG